AUGGCUAUCACUUCUGACUCUCCACAGGCGAGCUCAGAUCAGAUUUUGUACGGGUGUGUUUUGAGUCGAGAGACAUAUCAUGCUUUCCGUAAACACAGCGGGAAGUUGCAGAGUGCUUUGGAGACCUUGACAUGGGACCGCUACUGUGAUGGAGGGGGAGACCUCUACAAUCAAAAAAGGUGGACGGAACUGCUGUCGAGUCUCUAUAACAUAGCGGGCGUGGCAGGCCGGUACGUUUGCCGCUCUACUAUCAAACGCGGUGUGCCGAGUCAGGGCAAGAGCAACACUUACACACACGAAGGAUUUUGUUUGCCGGUAAUCCGGGAGGAGUUUACUGACCUAGAUUUCAAGCGGUGUUACUACGACAUAGUGCUGAAUGACGAACCCGGUGGUGAUGCGGGGUGCAACAUGCUUUGUGUACGCGAUACCUGCGGUAAGGCUCUGGGCAAGCUGGUUCAGAGAUAUGCUGGCAAUGACGAUAUUUUCCAAGAGGCGCGGGUCUUGUUGAAGUCUGCAAAGGGCGAAGAGACAGGUGCAGUGUUUGCGUUUACGUUCCUCGUUACGCUGCAGACGGCAAUGCUGAUCGGACACAUUGUGGACAGUCCGCAUUUGGUUAUGAGUGCGAAAAUGGCGAUGGUAGGAGUGGGUACCAGGUUGUUUGAGACUAUCAAUGGUUGCUAG
Molecule: messenger RNA, 681 nt
Organism: Ilyonectria robusta
Lineage: Eukaryota; Fungi; Ascomycota; Sordariomycetes; Hypocreales; Nectriaceae
Exons: 1
Coding region: 1-681 (226 amino acids)
Source: RefSeq, a predicted model, not a curated record